Molecule: messenger RNA, 564 nt
Organism: Juglans microcarpa x Juglans regia
Lineage: Eukaryota; Viridiplantae; Streptophyta; Magnoliopsida; Fagales; Juglandaceae
Exons: 1
Coding region: 1-564 (187 amino acids)
Source: RefSeq, a predicted model, not a curated record
AUGGCUGAGAAACGUAUCAACUCUGAAGCUUUCAAAAAUGCCCUAUUAAAGGUUUGGAAAACUAGGGCUACUAUUAACAUUGUGGAAGUGGGUAUGAAUCCUUUCAUUGUUGAAUUUGUGUCUGAGGGUGAAUUAUCUCGUAUUUGGGAUGGCCAACCGUGGUUAUUUGAUCAAUAUCUGAUAUAUUUGAAGUGGUUUGAUGGGAUUACUCCUUCCAAAGAUAGCAUGUUUUCUCAUACCUAUAUUUGGGUACAAUUGCACAAUCUGCCUUUUGGAUGUAUGAAUUCUGAUAUUGGGAAUAAACUGGGUAAGUCCAUAGGCAAAAUGUUGCAUGGGGAAUCUAACUCUAAGGGUCAUGGAUGGGGCAAAUUUAUGUGUGUUCUUGUUGAACUGGAUUUACAUCAACCUUUAGUAAGGGGGAAGAUGCUAUUGUUGGAUGGGAAAACAAUCUUUGUCGCUUUUAAGUAUGAGCAAUUGCCCAAGUUCUGUUUCCGAUGUGGAAGAAUUAAACAUGCUGGGGUGGUUUGUCCAAGUAAGGGAGUUUCAAAGUCUGAAGUAUUAUAG